This is a messenger RNA of Hevea brasiliensis (rubber tree), 1057 nucleotides long. RefSeq names its product disease resistance protein RGA2-like. The transcript has 2 exons. The record is from RefSeq and is a predicted model, not a curated record. Gene Ontology annotation, molecular function: ADP binding. Gene Ontology annotation, biological process: defense response to fungus. The coding region runs from base 80 to 1057 and encodes 325 amino acids. Lineage: Eukaryota; Viridiplantae; Streptophyta; Magnoliopsida; Malpighiales; Euphorbiaceae.
CAUCUCCAUUUCCAUUAUCAUCAAUCUUUUUCAUUUCCAAUUUCCAUUAAUCUUUCUCACGAUUCUUCAAGAAUUAAUAAUGGCUGGACAAAUUCCAUUCAGUAUCUUAGAACAAGUAUUAACAAAGCUGGGGUCGCUUGCUUUCCAAGAAAUUGGAUUGGUCUGCUGUGCCAGAGAUGAUCUAAAGAAGCUUGGAAAUUCUCUCUCCACUGUAAAAGCUGUACUUGUAGAUGCUGAGGAGAAGCAAGAGCAGAGCCAUGCUGUACAAAUUUGGAUAAGGAGGCUUCAAGAUAUUGUGUAUGAAGCGGAGGAAUUGGUAGAUGAGAUGGCAACUCAUGACUUGAGGGGGAUGGUGCAAGGCCAAAGGAAAGUCGCAACACAGGUAUUGGACUUCUUUUCCUCCUCAAAUCAGAUUUGGUUUCGUCUCAAGGUGGGCCAUAGAAUUAAGGACAUUAGGGAGAAGUUAAAAGAGGUGGAAAAUGAAAUUUCUAGCCUCAAUUUAGAGAAGAAAAUAAUAAUAGAUGUGAGAGAUAAAAGUAGUGGAAGGAAGACAUCCUCUGUACUGAAACCUGAUAUAAUAGGCAGGGAAAAAGAUAAGGAGAAAAUGACUUUGUCAUUGUUGAAUCCAACUAGUAGUCAAGGAAGUGUUUCUGUGAAUGCUAUUGUUGGCAUUGGGGGCUUAGGAAAGACUGCACUUGCCCAGUUAGUGUAUAAUGAUGAAAAGGUUAAAAAUUACUUUGAGAAGAAGAUGUGGGUAUGUGUUUCUGAGGAAUUUGAGGUGAAAUUGCUAGUUAAGAAGAUCCUUGGAAGUGCAACUAAUAGUGAAGUUCUUAAUUUAGAACUAGAAGAAGUGCAUAUUCGUCUUAAAGGGAAUUUAGAAGGGAAGAGGUAUUUGUUGGUGUUAGAUGAUGUAUGGAAUGAUGAUCAGAAAAAAUGGGAUGAUUUGAAAGCUUACUUGUUGGUGGGUGCCCCAGGAAGUAAAAUUUUAGUCACCACUCGUUGUACAAGAGUUGCAUCAGUCAUGGGUGUGGAUACCCAUAUGUUUUGCAAGGUCUAG